AUGUCGAUCUUAGUUUAUUGUCGUGCACUGUUCACGUUUCUCAAAUCUUAUUUACUUGAAUUAAAUCUGAUGCAGACAGGUAUAGAAGAUGAACAUGUUAUCAAAAAUGAACGUCGAUCAACUCGAUUGUAUUUACUUCUCCUUAUAAUAUCCAUUAGUAUUUUGGCCUUUUAUUAUUCUACCGCAUCUUAUACUCAAACAAUCAUUAUUAAGUCUCCAACAUUGUCUCGAUACCGUACUUUACUCUCAUAUACAUCGUUAGAAUGCGAUUGUUCUACAAUAGGUAUCAAGUAUAACGAAUUUCUUUCCAUUGAACCUAUCUAUGAUGAAUUCUGUCAAAGUAAAUUUGUCUUUAAUGACUGGAUUGAUUAUUUACAGAUUCUCUAUGAACAAAGUUGGAAUAAUUCAGAGUUAACUGAUUUUCGUCGAAUAGCCUUUUUUCAAUUUAAAACAUUACGUUCCUUUUGUCAACUAGCAAAGGAAACCGUUUCUAACAGUCUCGAAUUAUUCCAACAACGGGAAUUUGUUCAAUCAAAAUUAGUUUUCGAAGAACAAUUUCAAGCUCAAUUGAAUUCAUUUAUCGGAGAAUUCAUUGAUUCAACACCCAAAAUAUUCUUGAGAACACUAAAUUUGAUUCAAGAUAUGACCGCACAGAAUUUAUUAAUGACUGGAGCAUCAGUAUCCAGCGUUCUACCAAACAUACUCCAAACAACAUUCGGCGACGAUAUUAUUCCUUAUUCUGGAUUAACGUAUACAUUUUUGAAUGGUUCUACUUGUACUUGUUCAAGUUCAACUGCUACUAAUUGUAUGGGUCCUACAACAGUUUAUAAUGAUAUUGUUUCAGGUUUUCAAAUAGGUUGCUAUAUGUUAAGUGCACUACUCAAAUCUACACUUCAACCAUUAUAUAAUCAAACAUGGAUUAAUAUGAUUAGUAAUUCAUCAGCUAAUUUUGAACCACUCAACUCAUCAAUGUCAAAUUCGACAGUCGAGACAUUAUUAAGUCAAUUAUUUGUGAUUCAAUGGAUUAACACAACAUCGUAUGAACAAUAUUUUAAUAAUUGUUUGCCUGAUUCGUGUCAAUAUAGCUUGAUGGAGCACUAUAGUUUGUUAAAUAUUUUAACAUUAUUAAUUGGAUUGUUUGGUGGAUUAUCCUCAGCAUUAAUGAUAAUUUCUCCGCUCAUUGUGAGACAAAUCUGGCCAUUUAUAUUAAAAUUGUUUAUUCGACUACGAACACAUGUGACACAAUCCGCAUCAGCUGAGCCUUAUGCAACAUCUUCUUCUGGUAAUUCUCCAAUGGGAUUAUUACCACAGCUAAAAAAAUCACUCCAGGAAUUAAAUUUAUUCCAAAAAAUUCCUCCAUCACAAGAUGAAAAUAUUCUUCAACAAGAACGUCAUACGACACGACUCUAUCUAAUUCUUUUCUUUUUAGCUUUAACAAUUCUUAUUCUUUUUACUUCGAUUACACCACAAUCGAUCAGUGUUACCGUUCCAUCACCAUCAUUUACAGAUUUCAUACAGCUUUAUGCUAAACAUUCAGAUACACUUCGGUGUCCAUGCGAACAAACUACCAUAAAAUAUCGUCAAUUCAUUUCGUCUAUCAAACCAAUAUAUCAUGAAAUUUGCUUGAGUGAUUUCGUUUCUGCGGAUUGGAUUAACCUUGAAUAUAACGAAUCUUCUUCAUCAAAAUUAUUUACUCAUGAUUUUCGUUCGCAAGCAGAAUAUCAUUUUCAACUUCUUUCUACACUUUGCCGUAUGGCCAACCAAACCAUUGAAGAAAGUCUACAAUCGUUUUUUAUCACUGAACUUGUUACCAAUGACGUUCUUAGUCAAGAAUCAUUUCGGAUUCAAAUUGAUUUAAUUGUGAAACAAUUUAAAAGAACAAUGCCAGAAACUUUUCAACAGACAGUUCAAUUAAUAAAAGCAAACUUAGAAAUCAAUCAGUUCAUUACGCCAAGAAAUACAGUUUUUUUUGCGUAUUCUGGUGAAACAGAACCAAAUCUAUAUUUAAAUAUGCGUUCCUAUAAUUGGAAGGAAAAACCUGGAUGUGAUAAUAUUUUUCUACAAAAGCAGGAAUGUAAGUGUUAUCCUUUUUCUACUAAUGAAUGUUAUCUAUCGACAGUAAUUAUUGACGAUCAAAUGGAACAUAUUCCCAUUCCAGGCACGAUUCAAACAUGGUUUCCUCUUCAGUCGCUUUUCAAUUCAACAUUAGAAUGUUUUUACGAUGAAAAAUGUCUUCAUAACAUCAUACGAUUUAUUAAUUCAAAUGUAUCACGAACUAAUUUUACUCCACUCGAAUUGCCAUCAUUACCUUCUAUGAGCAAACAAUUUGAUUUGAUCGAAUCCUUGGCAAAUGAUUUAUUUAUUCGAUCGUGGAAUAAUGAAAGUUCUUACCAGUCUUAUUUUGAUGAAUGUCAUCCACGCACCUGUCAAUAUACGUAUCAGAAGAGAUUCUAUCAUAUUUAUAUGAUAACAACAAUUGUUGGAUCGAUAGGUGGUCUCAAUAUCGUCUUACGUCUACUAACACCAAUUAUUAUUAAAUUUAUCUAUUAUAUUUGGAUGAAAAUCUUACGUCGACAACGAAAUGUAACGAGUGACGAUGUGACAGAGAAUAUGUCUGUACGAUUAAAACUCUGUCGUCAAUUUCGAUUAAUCAGACGACAAUUUUUCGAAUUGGAUCUAUUUCCGACUAUUCCACAAUCAGAAAAUCCAAUAAUAAUUCGUCGAAGUCGACGUAAAACUCGAUUCUAUUUAUGUUUUCUUAUUAUAGCAUUGUUUAUUCUUGUUCUAUAUACAUCACUACAAUACGAUACAAUUACCGUUGUGAUCAAAUCUCCAUCAGUGUCGCAAUAUGAAGAAUUACUUUCUCAAUAUCCUCGAACAUUAAAAUGUCCCUGUAAUCAUAUUGCAAUCAAAUAUGACAAAUUUAUUUCUCAAAUUGAACCUCAAUAUCACCAAAUAUGUACAAGUACUUUCGUUACAUCAAAAUGGUUUGAAACUUUGAAAGGAACGGACAUGAGUCGUGUCGGUGAUAGUUCAGAUUUCCGUAAAAUAAUUGGUGUACAAUUUGAAAUAAUAUCAAAGCUUUGUUCACUUUCAAAAAAGACAUUAACUGUUGCAUUAUAUGCAUUUCAAGAAACAGAUUAUUUUACACGACAUGUUAUUCCACGUGAUGAAUUUAAAGUUUCUACAGAAGCAUUAUUAAAACAAUUUGAGACCACAAGAGGUCAUCAGUUUAUGCAAAUAAUUAAAUUGAUUCAAGCAGUCAAUCAUGGAAAUCAAUUAGUAUCAGUACUUUCAUCCAAUUGGAAAUUCAUUUUGAGAGAUGUAGACUUUUCAUCUGAUGAAAUAAGUAUAGGUUCGCCUUCAUUAGAUGUACUAACUCUAUCAAACACGUAUGAAGAAGAUAAUUGUUCAUGCGCUGUACAUUCAAACUGUUCGUAUCUGUCCAAUUUUGAUUUUCGGACGUCGACUCAAUCAUUGAAAGAAACUCUUCCAGGUUUUCGCUUUGGUUGUCUAAUUCUCGAUGCCCUUCUUCAAUCAAGUUUUUCUUGUCUCUACAAUAAAACAUGUUUGGAGUUGAUGCGUACAGCUAUCUACUAUUCUAGACCUAUUCCAGUUCAACUAUUUACUUACAAGACAUCGUCUGAACUAAACAUAACAAUUGAAACACUUCUUGGUCAACUUUUUGUUUUACAAUGGGUCCAUCAAGCAUCAUAUGAAUCAUAUUUUAAUGCCUGUGCUCCUCAACAAUGUCAUUAUUCUUAUUCAACGAACUUUAAUCAAAUUUAUAUAAUAACAACUCUAAUCGCUGUUUUUGGUGGUUUAACCAAAGGACUACAUAUUGUUGUAUCUGGUGGAGCAUGGAUAAUUAUUAAGAUCUUGGAUUAUCGGAAGAAAAAACGGCAAGUAACAACAGACAUACAACAAUCAAGUAUUAUUGUCAUUGAUCAAGAUAAUAACAAUAUCGAAAUGACUACUGUUGCAGACAUCAAUCAGAUUCCUGUUUCUUCCACGAAUGAAGAAACCGAUGAAUAUAAAAAGCAGAAAGAACGUGCAUAUGUAGUUGGUGUUAGUUUAUUGCUUGUGACUAUGAGAACCACGACAACAACCAUUAGCUCUACAUUAGAAUCAACAUCAACAAUAACUGAUGUUUGCUAUAUGAACUUGAAAAAUCAAUUUCAAACAUAUGCGACUGGCGAUGAUCCUAAACAGGUCAUUACAGGCGAUUUUAAUAAAGAUUUCAUUUUAGAUUUAGCCGUAACAAAUUGUGGCAGUGAUUCAUUCAGCGUAAUGUUAGGCAUUGGAAAUGGAACGUUUCAGUCACAAAAAAUGUAUUCAACGGGGAAUAGAACUUGUCCAACGGGAAUAGCAACUGCUGAUUUUAAUAAUGAUACAUUUUUGGACUUUGCUUCAUUUAAACUUCAUUCUCUUUUAGCUAUUACAUUAUGGACAGUAAACCAAAUAGCUAUUUUCUUUGGUAUACCAACGAAUGUUUCAUUCUCUUCAGUAUCAUACGCAUUUUCAUACGGUUUUUCUGCUACUAAAUCAACUGAGAUUGAAACUGCUGAUCUUGACGGGGAUGGAUCUUUUGAUUUGGUCGUCCCUAAUCACGAUUCCUUAACUUCACGAUUGCCAUUAGGAAUCUAUUUAAAUCGAGAUAAUGGUCAACGAUUCGAUUCUGUCUGCGGUACUCUAUGUGUAGAUUGGAUGGCCAGUACAAUUUUUGUGAUUUCAGUAGUCAUUGGUGAUUUCGAUUAUGAUGGAAAAUACAAUGAUCUCAGUUUAUGUGGUAGCAACAAUCAAGUGGUGACAAUCUCUUCUAUCAAUUAUACUCAAAUUGAGUAUGAUCCACGAGUGGCAUAUAACACUGUAUUUGCUAAUCCAUUAUCAUUAAUCAGAGGAAAGUUUAAUGAUGAUAAUUUCGAUGAUUUAGCUCUUGUUUCCCCUGAAUCUGAUACAUUGCAGAUCUUGCUUGCUGUCAAAAUUGGAAAAUUUAGUCAGCAAAUCUAUCUAACCAACACUCAUCCAACAUCUGUUGCACGAAUCAAUUUUAAUAAUGACUCGAUCGAUGAUUUAGUAGUAUUACAUUGCAAUGGAACUGUAGCGGUCUUUCUCGGAACUAAACUUGGACUUUUUGAUCAAACUGAUAUUUUAUUUGGAACCAAUGAAGAGAGCAAUGGUCAAUGUGCUCAAUCAAUCAAAGUAAAUGAUUUCAAUCGAGAUGGAAGAGAUGAUCUGGUUUUUGUUGAUCCUGAAACGAAUACCGUCAGAGUUCGAUUAAACUUACCUUGUACUGAAUAG
Molecule: messenger RNA, 5301 nt
Organism: Adineta steineri
Lineage: Eukaryota; Metazoa; Rotifera; Eurotatoria; Adinetida; Adinetidae
Source: the annotation of a GenBank genome assembly